This is a messenger RNA of Linepithema humile (Argentine ant), 2270 nucleotides long. It is a transcript of the gene Trap1, whose product is annotated as TNF receptor associated protein 1. Gene Ontology annotation, molecular function: ATP-dependent protein folding chaperone; ATP hydrolysis activity; ATP binding. The record is from RefSeq and is a predicted model, not a curated record. NCBI's taxonomy places the organism in Eukaryota, Metazoa, Arthropoda, Insecta, Hymenoptera, Formicidae. Gene Ontology annotation, biological process: protein folding. Gene Ontology annotation, cellular component: mitochondrial inner membrane.
UCAAAAUAUAAUCGAACGUAUAAUCGAAUCGCAUAUACAUGGUUUGCGCAUGUGUGCAGUACUCCUCCAUUCAUGCUGCUUGCUGCUCGCAUUUCAAAUCUGGCUCACAUUGUGGUUAUCAUCCUUUGCGAAACUGCACGAAGAUGUUUGCUGUUUUCAGAUUUAGACACGCGUUUAAAUUAGGAAGAUCUCUCACGAGAUCAUUAAAUAAAAAUCUGCAGGAGGAAUUAGUUCAAGCACAAUGUCGCCAACUAUCUGUUAUAUGUCAACAUGUGAGAUAUUUGUCAUCUCAGCCAGAAGUUCAAACCACAGAGUACCAUAAUAUAAUAAAAGAUACAGAAAAGGCUAUAGGUGAAAAAGCCAAGCAUGAAUUUCAAUCGGAGACACAAAUGUUGUUACAAAUUGUAGCAAAGUCUUUAUAUUCAGAUAAAGAGGUGUUUGUGCGAGAGCUUAUUUCAAAUGCCAGUGAUGCAUUGGAAAAAUUAAGAUACUUACGUUUAAGCGAUAAUGAAGCGGCACAAGCAGCAGGCGAUAGAAGCUUGGAGAUACAUAUUGGCACUGAUAAGCAGAAUCGUACUCUCAUGAUCCAAGAUACCGGUGUGGGAAUGACUAGAGAGGAAUUGAUAUCCAAUUUGGGAACCAUAGCUCGAUCCGGUUCUAAGACAUUUCUGAAAAAAUUGAAGGAAGAACAAAACACCAAUGAUACUUCCAAAAUUAUCGGACAAUUUGGUGUUGGCUUCUACAGUGUCUUCAUGGUUGCUGAUAAAGUAGAAGUAUUUACGAAAUCUUUUGCAAAAGAUGCAGAAGAUCUCUGCUGGACUUCAGAUGGAUCAGGUACGUUUGAAAUUUCAAAUGCGGAUGGAGUGCAGCCAGGCACAAAAAUUGUUAUUCAUCUUAAAUCAGAUAGCCGAGAAUUCAGCGAUGAGAAUACUAUUAAUCGUAUUAUUAACAAGUACAGUAAUUUUGUCGGCAGCCCUAUUUUUGUAAAUGGGCAGAGAGCUAAUGUCAUUCAGCCGUUAUGGAUGAGCGAUCCAAAAGAUGUCACAUCGCUGCAACACGCGGAAUUUUAUCGAUUUAUUGGAAAUUGCAUUGACGCACCAAGAUUUAUACUGCAUUAUUCGACAGAUGUGCCGUUGAGUAUUAAGGCUCUGUUGUAUUUCCCAGAAGACAAACCCGGAUUCUUUGAUCUGUCGAGAGACACUACCAGUGGGAUCUCGCUUUAUAGCCGAAAAAUUUUAAUUAAAAGCAAAGCAGAAAAUAUCUUACCAAAAUGGUUACGUUUCGUUAAAGGCGUAGUCGAUUCGGAAGACAUACCGCUGAAUUUAAGCCGCGAACUGCUGCAAAAUAGUACAUUAAUUGGGAAACUGCGAACCGUGUUGACGGCGCGCAUAUUAAAAUUCUUAAAUGAGCGAUCCACGAAGCAGCCAGAAGAGUACCAUGAAUUUUACAAAGCAUAUGGCAUGUACUUAAAAGAGGGCAUUGUCACUAGUGGCGAUCAGUCUGAAAAGGAAGAUAUAGGCAAACUCUUGCGGUUUGAAUCUUCUGCCACAACUCCAGGGGAAUUUGUCAGCCUGCCGCAAUAUUGCAGUCGCUUAGCAAAAGACCAAAAGGACAUAUAUUAUUUAGCAGCGCCGAGCCGAACUCUGGCCGAGCAGUCACCAUAUUACGAGUCUCUGAAGAAACGAAAUAUCGAAGUUCUCUUUUGCUACGAACCGUAUGAUGAGUUAGUGUUGAUGCAUUUGAAACAAUAUAAAUCUAACUUCUUAACGUCUGUGGAGAAAGAAAUGCGAGAUGACAGUGAAGCAAAUAAGCCAGAAAAUUUAGGUAUUAUAAAUAAAGACGAACUAGAUAAUCUAAUAAGCUAUAUCAGAACGAUCCUUGACAAGAAGGCUUAUGAUGUCAAGAUGACAAAUCGUUUGGAAUCAUAUCCCUGUGUCGUGACCGUGCAAGACAUGGCGAGUGCUAGACAUUUUAUUCGCAUGCAAAGUCACGAAAUGAACGAAGAAAUGCGGUAUUCCAUGCUUCAACCGCGCUUCGAGAUCAAUCCAAAUCAUCCUAUCAUCAAAAAGUUGUGUAAAUUGACGACUACAAAUGCAGAAUUAGCUGAUCGCGUAAUACAGCAGCUAUUCGCUGGUGCCAUGGUUGGGGCUGGUUUAAUUGAAGAUCCGCGAAUAUUAUUGACACCAAUGAAUGAAUUACUUACGUUAGCGCUAGAAAAGUAUUAAUAAUUGGAUUUAAUAUAAAGGAAAACAUUACGUUUUGUUAUUUAA